This is a messenger RNA of Oppiella nova, 2004 nucleotides long. NCBI's taxonomy places the organism in Eukaryota, Metazoa, Arthropoda, Arachnida, Sarcoptiformes, Oppiidae. The record is from the annotation of a GenBank genome assembly.
AUUACAUUUUAUUGUUUGGAAAUGAGAUUAAUUGCAAUUAUAUUUAGUUUAUAUGUGUUUGUGAGCGCGUGUUAUGCAUCGAAACGGUGGCCAAAUCACGACAUAUCGACUCUCAAACUGUUGCAGUUAGUACAUCGACAUGGCGAGAGGGCACCUACAUCUUUUCCCGAUAAUGAUCCCUAUAAGGACACCAAGUAUUGGGUGGAGGGUGUGGGCGAACUGACCACUAAAGGUAAGUAUAGGUUGUAUAAGUUGGGAGAAUUCAUACGACAAGAGUAUAGUGACUAUUUGGGCGACAAAUACUCGCCCCGAGAGGUGUACGUCCGGAGCUCUAUCACCGAUAGAUGCAUUGAAAGCACGUCCAGCCUAUUAGCCGGCGCUUAUCCACCGAAACAGCCCGACUGGCAGUGGAAUAACGGGACGGACGCUAAAUUAGGUCUCGUAUGGCAACCCUUCCCCAUCGAGACAUUUAUGCCUCAUUCGGAUGAUCUGGUUUGCAACGAGGGAAAGCCAUGCGCUGCAGUGAACAAUGAAAUGACCAAAAUAUACAACCGGCCGGAACUGAAAGAGUUCGUCGAGAAAAACAAGCAAUUGUAUGAAAAUGUGAGCAAAAUUGUGGGCAAACACAUUAAGUCCAUCGGAAGCGCCGCCAGUCUGUACGACAUCCUUAAGAUAGAGACGGAUCACAACUACUUCUGGAACCACUCGUGGACUAAGGAGGAGGAGACUCGUGUGAUCAACGAGUUGUACAACUCGUGGCAAAUGCAGUGGCGCUACGAUUGGGACAGUCCUGUCAUUCAGCGUCUAAGAGGCGGCGGUUUAACCAAAGAAUUGAAUGCAAACUAUCAGAAAGUGGUGGACAAUAGGAAUGACAGGAAGUUAUACGUGUACUCAACACACGAUGCCGUUGUGGCCGCACUUAUGAAGGCUCUCAACAUAUCCGAUGGAAAGGCACCUCCGUUUGGUUUUGGUGCCAGCAAUGCAUCGAAACGAUGGCCAGACCACGACAUUUCCACUUUAAAACUGUUGCAAUUAGUUCAUAGGCAUGGAGAAAGACCUCCGUAUGCUUUCCCACCUAAAGAUACAUACUCUGCCUCCAAGUAUUGGGUGGAGGGUGUGGGCGAACUGACCACUAAAGGUAAGUAUAGGUUGUAUAAGUUGGGAGAAUUCAUACGACAAGAGUAUAACGACUAUUUGGGCGACAAAUACUCGCCCCGAGAGGUGUACGUCCGGAGCUCUAUAACCGAUAGAUGUAUUGAAAGCACUUCCAGUCUAUUAGCCGGCGCUUAUCCACCGAAACAACCGGAAUGGCAGUGGAAUAAGGGAGAGGACGCCAAGUUGGGUCUGGUUUGGCAGCCCUUCCCUAUCCAGACAUUUAUGCCACACGAAGACGAUUUAGUUUGCAAUCAGGACAAAGAGUGUCCAAUAGUGGACAAAGAGAAGGCUAAGAUCUACGAACGCCCGGAGCUGAAGAAGUUUGUGGAAGAUAACAAGGAACUGUAUGCUAAUAUGACAAAAGCUACGGGUUGGGCUAUAUCUACCAUCGCCGAUGCCUCCACUUUAUACGAUACCCUUAAGAUAGAGUCCGAUCACAACUACUUCUGGAACAGCACGUGGACUAAGGAGGAAGAGCAGCAUAUAUUGGAUCAGUUGUUAGUGUCGAGGAAUACAGAGUUCAAAUACGAUUGGGACAGUCCUAUCAUCAAACGCUUAAGAGGUGGCGGUUUGGCGAAGGAGUUGACCAAAAACUUCAAUAAAGUUGUCAAUAAGAGUAAUGAAAAGAAAUUAUACGUCUAUUCAACGCACGACACAACAGUCGCGGCCCUAAUAAAUGCCAUGAAUUUCCCAAACCAUGUGUUCCCACCGUUUGGGGCGACCCUUCUCCUCGAGUUACACCAAAACAACAAAACUAAUGAUUACUUCGUCAGAGCUUUCUAUCAAAACGAGACCACAAUUAAUGAGGGAAUUCCUCAUGCGCUCAGUUGGGGUGACUGUGCGAACCUC